Molecule: messenger RNA, 1143 nt
Organism: Recurvomyces mirabilis
Lineage: Eukaryota; Fungi; Ascomycota; Dothideomycetes; Mycosphaerellales; Teratosphaeriaceae
Exons: 6
Coding region: 1-1143 (380 amino acids)
Molecular function (GO): zinc ion binding; oxidoreductase activity
Source: RefSeq, a predicted model, not a curated record
AUGAACGGCGCUACCAACGGCAACGGCGCCGCACAUCUGCCCUCGAAGCAGAAAGCGGCGCAGUUCGACCCGAAGACCAACACGUUCGCUCACGGCGACGUGUCCCGUGGCGGCUCGACCGAGGAGAGAAUGCUGACGUUAGCACUGGUUGAGAUCCCAACCAUCAAGUCAGACGAAAUCCUAGUCAAGGUCCAUGCCGCCUCGUUAUGCCACAGCGAUCUGAUGCUGUUCGAGCCGAACGAUCAGGGGCUGGUACUAGGCGAAGCUGGGCCGUUUACAAUGGGUCACGAAGCCUGCGGAACCGUUAUAGAAACCGGCAGCGAAGUCAAGGGUUUCAAAGCUGGUCAGAAAGUCGGCUGGCUACCUAUCGUUGACUGCUGCUUCGACUGCGAGGAGUGUCAGAUUCACAAUUUGUAUUGUGAACGUGGGACUUCUAAAGUGCAGGGUAUGACUGUUGAUGGCUACUUCCAGCAAUAUUGCGCAAUUGCCUGGCGGAAUGCCGUACAUAUUCCGGAGGAUAUGGAUCUGGACUCUUGUGCUCCCCUAUUUUGUGCCGGCUGUACUGCGUUCAAUGCUGUCACGGACACGAUAGCAGAGCUCAAAGGCGAGCCUGGAUCAACAUGGAUUGCGGUUGUCGGUUGUGGCGGCCUAGGUCAUCUUGGCAUACAGUACCUCAAAGCAUCUGGAUACAAGGUCAUCGGUAUUGACCUCUCGCCAGCAGCGCUCGAAGAGGCCAAAUCCCUAGGAGCGGACCACGUUUUCAGCCCGAAAACCGAUAGCGAUUACGUCCAGCAAGUCCGCAAGAUCACAGGCAAAGGCUGCCAUGCCGCAAUUAACUAUACCAACUCUGUGCAAGCCUACACUUCUUCACCAGACUUGCUACGCAUGAACGGUGUCCUCAUGGUGACCGGCAUACCGCAGAAGCCUUUACAAUUCCAGGCUAUGGAUCUGUCGAUGACGAGGAUCAGAGUCCGAGGAUCGAAUAACGGGACUACGCCACGGUUGGAGAAGUGCAUUGAAUUCAGUCACAAGCAUGGGAUUAAGCCGCAUGUCACGCAGUUCGAGCUGGACGACUUCUCGAAGAUGGUGGAGAUGAUGGAGAGCGGGAAGGCUACCGGGAGGCUGGGUGUGCUCUUCAAGUAG